UUUUCGCUCUUUGUAGCGUUGCCUGUAAAUUCUCAGUAUUCAAGCCUACAAGAUGAACAACGUAAACAAGAUGGUCAGAGAGUCCUUGACUGUGGCGAACUUGAGAAACACGUUCACAGAGGCCGCUAGGAAGGCUACUGGGGACGGCCGUACCAUGACACAACAGGCAGUGGUAGACUGGCUGACUAAGGCAAAGGUUAUUGAUGGACAAAGCAUCACCAAAGAGGACUUUGCUUCUGCCUUCCAGAAGCUGGGUAAAACUAACAUAGACUUCUCCGAGUUCUUUAAACUGUUGGUUGAUGUGGCCUCUAGCAAGAAUUUAGACCUCGGAGUUUUAAAAGAGAAGCUUUCAAAGUAACAUCGAUGCAAACACAGU
Molecule: messenger RNA, 376 nt
Organism: Macrosteles quadrilineatus (aster leafhopper)
Lineage: Eukaryota; Metazoa; Arthropoda; Insecta; Hemiptera; Cicadellidae
Exons: 2
Coding region: 53-358 (101 amino acids)
Biological process (GO): microtubule polymerization
Molecular function (GO): tubulin binding
Source: RefSeq, a predicted model, not a curated record